GGCCUGUGGUCAUGUAACAUGUUGUCCUUUGACAACAGAGUCUGACCACAGGACUUCUUGUCUGCUCAGAUCUUCUCAGAUCUGCUCAGAUCUGCUCAUCCUUCUGUGAACUCAUCCACUCUCUGCAGUAGGAGGACUCGACCUCCUCCUCUCAGCGGACCGCCAUGCAGAUUGCUCUGAUCGACAGUUCUGGUCCGGAGCCCGUGCCUCUGAACACAACGGGUCCGCUCAUUGGGAUCAUCGGCUCAGGAGACUACUCCCGCUCGCUGGCGCUCCGCCUGGUGCUGUCGGGGUACCGGGUGAUGGUGGGCAGCCGCUGCCCCGAUCGCGUGGUCAGCAGUCUGUUCCCCGACGGGGUGGAGAUCUGCUCGCAGGCGGAGAUGGCGGCCGCCGUGGACGGGAUGGUCUUUGUGGCGGUGUAUCCGGAGUACUACCCCACCCUGACGGGGCUGAGGGAGCAGCUGGCCGGGAAGGUGCUGAUCGACGUGAGCAAUGCCGCCCAGCUGAGGGCGGAAGGCCAGUCCAACGCCGAGAGGCUGGCAGAGAUCUUCCCUCGGAGCAAGGUGGUGAAGGCUUUCAACGUGGUGUCAGCCUGGGCCCUGCAGGCCGGAGCCCAGGACGGCAGCAGACAGGUCCUGGUCUGCAGCGACCAUCAGGACUCCAAGUCCUCGGUCCUGCAGCUGGCCCGGCAGCUGGGCUUCAUCCCCGUGGACCAGGGUGGUCUGCGCGCCUCUAAACAGAUAGAGGAGGCUCCUCUCAUCCUCUUCCCGUCAUGGGGGGGCCCCAUCUUAACCACCUUCCUCAUCUUCCUCUUCUUCUACUUCUACAUCUUCCUGAGGAGCGUCCUGCUGCCGUACCUGGAUCACGGAGCCAACACCUUCAGCCAGCUGCCUCUGAUCAUCGUCAACCAGACGCUGCCCGUCGUGGCGCUGGUGACGCUGGCUCUGGUUUAUUUACCUGGCCUGCUGGCCGCUGUGCUGCAGCUCUACAGAGAAACCAAGUACCAGAGGUUUCCAGGCUGGCUGGAUCGCUGGCUGUGCAGCAGGAAGCAGCUGGGGCUGCUCAGCUUCCUGGCCGCUCUGCUGCACGCCAUCUAUAGCAUGUGUCUGACGCUGAGGAAGGCAGCGCACUACAACCUCCUGAACGAAGCCUACCAGCAGGUGCACGCCGGCUUGGAAGACUCGAGGGUGGAGUCGCAGGUGUGGAGGUCUGACCUGUACCUGACCUGUGGGAUUCUCGGAUUCGGAGUCCUCGCCCUGCUGGCCAUCACCUCCCUGCCGUCUGUGGGAAACACCCUCAACUGGAGGGAGUUCACCUUCGUUCAGUCCGGCCUGGGUUACGCUGCCCUGACGCUCUCCACUAUGCACACCCUGUUCUUCGGCUGGAACUUCGCCUUCCUCCCACGUUCCUACCCCUACCACAUGCCCCCGGUGUUCCUGCUGGCCCUCAUACUGCCCUGCGUGGUCCUGACCGGACGCUUCCUCCUGGCUCUGCCCUGCUUCUCGUUGAAGCUGACAAUGAUCCGCCGAGGCUGGGAGAGCCCAAGCAAGCUCUGUGAGGCCGAGGCAGCUCAAAACUUCGAUAACGUGUAGAGCUGGAAUUGUCGAGGAGAAGAAAGUGCUCUCUGUGAGAGCCCGGCACUUUUCAUCACUGACUCCUUCCUCCAUCCUUCUGCGUCGAAGCUUUGGAUUCCACAAGUUCUGCCUUGUGAACAUCAGGAAGAAACCAGAAUUACCUCUUUACAUUGCUCAUGGAGAGAAAGAUGAAGACAUUUCCUCAUUUUAAAUUGAAGACACACACACACACGGAUCAGGAAUACUUCACAGUCAGUUAUUGAUUUUAAAGUGUUUGAUGUGAAAUGGCUACAUUAGCCUUGCUUUAAUUAUAUUGUUUGUAUGUUGAGUCCGUAAAAUAAUAAGCUGUCACAGUAAUGAGAUGAGGGGUCUGUGUGCUCGAGGUCUGUUGACAACAAUGAUCUGCAUGAAAUGAUACAGUGUCCACGUGAUAACACACGUGUAAAACAUAUCACUGACCUAAUAAAAGAUACAACACAGAAGUUA
Molecule: messenger RNA, 2060 nt
Organism: Salarias fasciatus (jewelled blenny)
Lineage: Eukaryota; Metazoa; Chordata; Actinopteri; Blenniiformes; Blenniidae
Gene: steap3
Product: STEAP family member 3, metalloreductase
Exons: 6
Coding region: 165-1592 (475 amino acids)
Biological process (GO): copper ion import
Cellular component (GO): plasma membrane; endosome
Molecular function (GO): cupric reductase (NADH) activity; ferric-chelate reductase (NADPH) activity
Source: RefSeq, a predicted model, not a curated record